AUGGAUAACCAAGCCAAAGUUUUACAGUAUCUCAUUUCAGUAGAAAAACUGGCCGAAGAAAUUAUAAAUGAUAAACGUGAUAUAAUACUUCUAGACAAGAGAAGAAAUCAGAAUCGUGAAGCACUCAGAGAUAUUAGUAAAGCCUGCCAAACAAAUUGUUGGGUGACAGUUGGAUCUGUUCUUCUAAAACAUAAAUUGACAGAUACAAUAUCACUACUAGAAGCUGAUCAAAAACAACUAAACAUUGACAUAAAUAAGCUACGGAGUAAUUUGAAAGUAAAAGUUAAUGAUUUAAGAGAUUUAGAAAUGUUACCCCCAGUGUCUGGUUCACUGCUAGUCCCUUUAACUAAUAAAGAAUCUGAAGUAUUUAUGUCUGCUAAACCUGUAGUAGAACAAAGACAUUAUCACCACUACAUGUGA
Molecule: messenger RNA, 420 nt
Organism: Pararge aegeria (speckled wood butterfly)
Lineage: Eukaryota; Metazoa; Arthropoda; Insecta; Lepidoptera; Nymphalidae
Gene: Pdrg1
Product: p53 and DNA damage-regulated protein 1
Exons: 2
Coding region: 1-420 (139 amino acids)
Source: RefSeq, a predicted model, not a curated record